CUUCCGCCCGGGUCCCUGUCCCUCCGCGUUCAGGUUCCGCCCUGUUGCCAUUGUAAUGAAUGUGCGUGCGCGGCUGUGCGGCGGAGAAGGCGUCGGGCGUCGCUGAAUGGCUGCCGCCUGCUCUGCCUCUGCCUCUGCCAUGGAGAAGGAGGGAAGCAGCGGCGGCGGCUGCGGCGGGGGCCGGGGGUGAGGCCCUUCCCCCGGUGGACGCCCCCCAUGAGACUGUGCCUGGCCUGGCUGGGCUGCUACACCUUGUCGCUGUGGGCGCUGCGGAGGAGGAUGUGGUCUGGGCCUGGCAGGUCCCUCCGGAGCCCCUUGUCCAGGUCCCUCUACGCCAACAUGAUGGGCAGCCACGGCCAGGGCGGGCCCGGCCCCAAGGAGCACCACCAGUGGUACAUGUGCAAUACAGAGCAGCUAUGUGAAUCUCUUCAGCCUGUCUUCGUCCAGAGUUACCUUGACCAAGGAACACAGAUCUUCUUAAAUAACAGCAUUGAGAAAUCUGGCUGGCUGUUCAUUCAACUUUAUCAUUCUUUUGUGUCCUCCGUUUUUAGCCUGUUUAUGUCUAGGACGUCUAUUAAUGGGUUGCUGGGAAGAGGUUCAAUGUUUGUGUUUUCACCCGAACAAUUUCAGAGACUGCUCAAAAUAAAUCCAGACUGGAAAUCCCGCAGGCUUCUCGAUUUAGGAGCCGGAGAUGGAGAAGUCACAAAAGUCAUGAGUCCCCAUUUUGAAGAAACCUAUGCUACAGAGUUGUCUGAAACAAUGAUAUGGCAACUUCAGAAGAAGAAAUACAGAGUACUUGGCAUCAACGAGUGGCAAAAUACAGGCUUCCAGUACGAUGUCAUCAGCUGCUUGAAUCUGCUUGAUCGCUGUGAUCAGCCAUUGACUGUAUUAAAAGAUAUUAGAAGCGUACUGGAACCUACAAGAGGCAGAGUCAUCCUGGCAUUGGUUCUGCCUUUUCAUCCGUAUGUGGAAAAUGGUGGCAAGUGGGACAAACCUUCUGAAGUUUUGGAAAUCAAAGGACAGACAUGGGAGGAACAGGUGAACAGCCUGCCAGACGUUUUCAGGAAAGCUGGCUUUGCCAUAGAGGCGUUCACUAGACUGCCCUACUUAUGUGAAGGCGAUAUGUAUAAUGACUACUAUGUCUUAGAUGAUGCUGUCUUCGUCCUCAAACCAGUGUAAAUGUAUCUUCUGAGUCAAACCCAAGAAGCAGCCUGUGAAUGAAGCGUUUCGAAUUUUUUGUUUUUUAUUAUUAUUAUUAUUAUUAUUAUUAAUUACAGAAAAGGAGGAAAAUUUGUGGUUGUCCAUUCUAAAUCGACGUCAUGUAUGAAGUCUAAAGGUCAAAAAAAUACUAAUUUCCUUGUAGUAUGUUUUUUUUUUAAAAAGGACAUCUUUUUUAAACAAAAAAGGACAGAGCUCUUCCGUUGACGGUUUCUUAAACCCCCGCGAGGUUCCUGCAAUCCAACAAUAACUAGAAGAUAUUUUUAUACCUAACAACGGUAGGACUCACAAUCCAGCAAUAGCCAGGAUGUUGCAUAAAACGGAUCCAGUGUGCAUUUGCUUAUCUCCAGGACAUCGGAAAAGAACACUGGCCAUAAAACUGUCUGCUUGGUAUAAAAUUUGGGUUGAUGAAGUGUUGGGAUAGAUUUUCUUCCAUGUUUAUGAAGUUAUUUUAUCUGUUGGUCUUCAGCACAUGUUUUUAAUCAUGCCUAAUAAAACUUUUUUGACAUGAA
Molecule: messenger RNA, 1730 nt
Organism: Sceloporus undulatus (fence lizard)
Lineage: Eukaryota; Metazoa; Chordata; Lepidosauria; Squamata; Phrynosomatidae
Gene: METTL9
Product: methyltransferase like 9
Exons: 5
Coding region: 217-1179 (320 amino acids)
Molecular function (GO): protein-L-histidine N-pros-methyltransferase activity
Source: RefSeq, a predicted model, not a curated record